GCCCUAAUCUCUACUCACCCACAAUUUGAAAACGGUGUCGUCUAUGUUGUUCAGUCGUCGGAGUAGCUUCCAAACCUCUAACGGUGUCGCCUCUGAACACAGACGUUGACAAACAAUGGGUGCUGUGAAAUUGAAUAUUCGUAAUUGUUCGCAGAGAGUGGAUGGCGUUGCCGCCGAGCCGGAACCUGAUUGGAGCUUUGACGAUCUUGUUUCGGAACUCAACGAUUUGGAGACGAAGCUCGCUAAUACUACUUCUUCCACCGAACGCUCUGUACCUUUCGAAAAAUCAAGAACUCGUGGGAGAGAAAUCGAGAAAGGGAGAGCUUUCGUAUUGCGAGCCGAUGAGUAUGAGAUGGAGGACUCGGAGAGUGAGGAUGAUGAUCAUGUAGACAAGGCAUUGGUAGUAGCUGGCAGUGCCAAACGGUUCACUUGUGAUGAACUUUAUCUGAGUAACAGUGAUGACGAUUCGGACAUUGUUUCUGGUUUUGAAGUGCGGCCUUGCUUGAUGGAUGAAUUGGGAGAGGUAGAAGGUGCCUUGUUUGAGUUGGCGCAGGAGCACCAGCUUAAGGUUAAGGAUGAAAUUAGGAAUAAGAUUUCGGCAUUGGAGACAGCUUUGGUGAAUGAAACUCAGAAUUCUGCUUCUUCUCUCCUUCGAGUUGAGAAAUAUAAAGAAACAAGGCAGGAAUUGGAUAAAAAGUUUGACACUCAAUAUCAGCGUAGGAUUGCAGAAGCACUUGAUAAUCACUUGACAGCUGUUCAACGGGACCGUGAACUCAAAUCACAAAUAGAAGAAAGGAAAAUAAGAAGUGAUGCAGCUUAUGAAGAGGCCAAGAGAAAGGCUGCUUUUGAAAAGCUGCAGCAAGAAAAGGCUAGAGCUGAAGCAGAGGCCAAAGUUAGAGCUGCUGAGGAAGCAAAACGAGAAGCUGAGAGAAAAGCAGCAAUGGAAGCCAGAAAACAGGCAGCAAUGGAAGCUGAAAAGAAAGCUGCAAAGGAAGCCAAUGAAACUUCCAAAAGGGUUACUUCUGGAGGGACCCAACAAGCCGCUGGGGAUUCAACAGAUACAUCAAACCUAUCCAAUGCUGAAAACAAGGAAUAUGGUAAUUUAUAUCGAGCUGCACCAAGUGCUUUGAAUCUAGAACAGGGGAGACUGCAGAAAUUGAAAGAGCUAUGUGAGAGAAACCAAAUGAUAAGAUCAAGUUCUAAUAAGGAUUACACUCGGCAUGAGGGUAAUAUUUCCCGGAAUAUAAGGCAAAUAAGGGGUGUAAGAGACAAUGUCAGGUCAAAAGCCAGCGAACUGAUUAAACUUUUGAAUGAUCCUCAAUGUCCUCAAUCAGUCAGCAUUGAGAUAUUUGCUAAAAAGGUUGUUUCGUACUGUGAAAACCCCGGGAAUGCUCCCUUUGCCAGUGCCUAUGUCAUCGUUCUUAUUACAUCUCAGAUUCCACACGCAAUGGAUAUUUUGCUUGCUGAGCUUCACAUGGCUUGCCUUUAUACCGUUCCAAAGCACCUGCUUUACAAGAAGUCCGCCUUUCAAUCAAAGGAGGCAUACUUCAGAAGUAUUGGUUAUCGAGAAGUGGACGGAAAGUUGGAGAGUACAGAAGAUUAUUUAAAGCGGUUAGAAUCAUACAUGAAGGUGUAUGGUGCACUGGUUCAGACUGAAACUACGAACGUUCAAAAUUUCCACGGCUUGCCAGAAGGUUGGGCGUGGCUCGCAAGGUUCUUGAACACACUCCCAGCAAAUCAUUACACAGCUGUUUCGCUCAAUGCAUUCUUGCAAAUGGCAGGAUUUGCUCUCUUUAAAAGAUAUAAAUCACAAUUCUUAAAGAUGCUGAAUGUCGUCUCUGAGAACUUUUUAGUUGAUUUGAAAUCACGGAAUGUACCAGAAUUGACGAAGACGAUUACGGAGAUACAGACUUAUAUAGAAGAUAAGAAGUUCCUUCAAGAGCCAGAAGGAAAGAGUCUGCAGUCUAAUUUGUUAUCUAAUGUGUAUGUUAAUUAUUGAAAAUUGAAAUUUUUUACUUUAAUAGAAACUAGGUUAGGUAAACUGGCGAUUGUUUUAAUUUAAAAGGUCAGGCAGGUAUUGCGCAAGGGUCAGCAAAGGCCACUCAGUAGUUGAGCAACUUUAAUGUAUUUUACUCUGAUAAACAAAGAAUAGUUCCUUUACCCUGAAAAUGGAAGGAUUCAUAGAUUAUUUGAACUGACUUUAUGCGGA
Vigna umbellata (rice bean) is the source of this 2209-nucleotide messenger RNA. RefSeq names its product nucleoporin GLE1-like protein (gene GLE1). NCBI's taxonomy places the organism in Eukaryota, Viridiplantae, Streptophyta, Magnoliopsida, Fabales, Fabaceae. Gene Ontology annotation, biological process: poly(A)+ mRNA export from nucleus. Gene Ontology annotation, molecular function: translation initiation factor binding; inositol hexakisphosphate binding; phospholipid binding. Gene Ontology annotation, cellular component: cytoplasm; nuclear pore; nuclear pore cytoplasmic filaments. The record is from RefSeq and is a predicted model, not a curated record.